This is a messenger RNA of Cantharellus anzutake, 1071 nucleotides long. RefSeq lists its product as uncharacterized. NCBI's taxonomy places the organism in Eukaryota, Fungi, Basidiomycota, Agaricomycetes, Cantharellales, Hydnaceae. The record is from RefSeq and is a predicted model, not a curated record. The coding region runs from base 1 to 1071 and encodes 356 amino acids. The transcript has 8 exons. Gene Ontology annotation, cellular component: peroxisome.
AUGACUAUCUUCCCCCUCCUCGCGGCGCUGCUGCCGGCUCUUGCAUUGGCUGCCACCCCUCAGUGGAACCUGUCAUCAGCUCUCAAUUUCCACUAUCCUGAUAUCCCUGUCGCGUGGAAUCUUCGUGAUGUGCUGUUGUACGCGGUUAGUAUUGGUGCUCAGGUCGCGAAUCAGACACUGGUGGAUGACCCCAAUUUCGCCGUCUUCCCCAGCUACGCGACUGCCCUGUCAUUUAAAGGGACAAGCUAUUCAUUUUCGGCUUCAAUCCCUGACUUACCUUAUUUGGACGUUUUUCAGGAACCAGCGAGGGCUGGGUUAAUUUUACCACGGGCCGUUACAAUGGUCCAAUCCCUGGCUUUCCGGAUCUUUCAAAUUCCCUCCCAGUUUAACCGGCUAUCCGAACGCGACAAAAAGGUUCAAGAUUCUCAAUAUAUCGAACCGUAUCUGCCUCUUCCGAAUGACAGCGGACCUGUCCCGUGGACGAUCAAGAAGAGGAUCAUCUCAGUCGAAGAACGCGUCAACCCCUCGAGUCUGAUCAUUGGGAACGAACUCGUGUUGUUCAACCCUAAGGGCGUGAAGUACACUCGUCUUAUUGCCACGACCAAGUACUUCGGUGGCACCGCAAACGGCUUCAAUUUCUCAGCGAGCAUUGCUGUUGGAAUAAAGCCCAAACCUGUUCCUUCCAGAGCGCCAGAUCUCCAAAUUCGUAUUCCGGUUAGCCCAAUCGAGACACUGAUUUAUCGGUUGAACGGCGAUUAUAACGCUUUGCACGUCGACCCCUCCGUGGGCCUCAAAUUUGGCUAUGGAGGAUUGGUAUUGCAUGCACUGUCGUACUUUGGAUUUUCGGCCUUUCAACUUGUGGGCCACUUGGGCGGUGGCGACGUUGCAUCACUUCAUUCUAUGCAAGGCGCCUUUGGGCUGCCCAUUUCUCCCGGUGAUGAUCUACUCCUUAAGGCUUGGGAAGUGGGACAUGGUCCUCAUAGGACUAAAGAGAUCACCUUUGUUGUGGAAGACUUGACGAAGAAGACUAUCGUGCUUGAUCGCGCUGCUGCGUUUAUCCGAAGGAAAUAA